AUGACAGCAAUCCAAGAUGGUGGACUUCCUUGUGGAAAACAACGCUUGUGGACAGACCGUGUUGAAGCUCGUUAGCAGAGGAAAUGCGAUCGUUGCAGAGCUUCUCCGGCUUUCCGACUUUAUACCGCCAGUGUUUAAGCAAGAAACGAAAGAAGAUCGCGAUAAAUAUGGCGAGAUUUUGGCGGACUUCUCCUAUUUCAAAGGUCCCGAUUACUACGAGAACCGCAUAGAUUCCAAGCCGGUAAGCUUAAGUAAAAUGAGCGGCUCAAAUGUUACGUAGCUAUUUCUUUUCUCUUUGGAGGUACUCGUAAUUCUCUUUACUACCUCGUAUAUGCUACAAAAAAAGAGGAAUCCUCAAACGGAAGACUAGCAUGGCUCGGAACCGAGACAUCAGCUGUUUGUUAUUUUUAUAGGUAAGGCUGGGCGGGAGGUGGGGGUUCUCCGGAGGGGUUAUCGUUUUGGUAGGUUGUGCCAAUUUCAUUGUACCACUAAAAGAUCAAGUUAGAGCAUGGGGACAUUUUUUAACAACUUUUGAAAUUUUAUUUACGUUCGUGUUUGCAAUAGUAAUUGUAUAUUGUAAUUAUAUUGCACUUUUAAUAGGAGUUCAUAAGAACUCGUUGAUACAUGUCUGUGCAUUCCAAAUCGAGUUGGAAUUUGGAUGUGUUGGUUUUUACUGCGCUUUUCACAAACGUGCGAAUUCUGAAGUUCAAAACCCGCCUUCACAAUUGCGUUUUUCGCUGCCGUCAGUCAUCUUAACGGACCUCCUAGGAAACAAAACUUUACUUUAACGGGUUCAAAAGGUCAUGGUUUGUGAUUUGUGAUUGGUGGAUUUCGAUCCAUUUUGUGUGUUUGUGUGUUUCAAGGUUCGUUGCUUGUGAUCGUAAUUAUGAUUGACGGUAGCGAAAAACCCAAUUAUUGUGAAGGCGGCUUUUGAACUUUAGAGUUCGCAUGUUUGUGAAAAGCGCAGUGAGGAGGGGGGAAAACGGAAGUACCCAGAGAAAAACCUCUUGGAGCUAGGGAGAGAGCCAACAACAAACUCAAUGCCUUAUGGCAUCGACACUAGGAUUCGAACCCACAUUGGAAGGAGGCGAGUUCUCUCACCACUGCACUAUACCCUUGCUCCCCACCCUUGCUUUCAAAAUGGAAAAGCUUCCCCUUCUCCACCAGACCCCACAGAAAGAGGAUCACAGGAUCACACUCCCCUAUAAGACUGAAUUAUGACAUUCACUUUUUGUCUUUUAGGAGCUGCAAGAUCUAGAUGAAGAAUUUAGAGAAAAUCACAUUGAGAUCUUAACCAGAUUCUACAAAGCUUUUGAAAGUGUUCACAAGUAUAUCACUGAUCUGAACAGGUAAUUUAGCCACUUUCGUAGUCCUAAUAGUAAUGAUUGAAGAAGUAAAUAUUUACAGGAGCUUGAUUCAAAUGAAAGGAAAAUACAGUUUAGCUCAACAUUGUGUUACGUCAAUUUGUCAAUUUCUCCAUCAUUACUGUGAUGACUGUUUAUGUCUUUCUACCAUAAUUAUCAUUCUUCAAAACAAUGGUGGAUAAAAGAUUCAUCUGCCCAUUAAUUUUUUUGCGUUCGUUAUCAUCUUUGUCAAGAUCAUCAUUAACAGUUUCUUUUUCAUAGACUCUAAAUAAAAAAGCAUACAUGUAAUUGUGCCAGAUCACAGAAAACUUGACUUUUCAGUAGGCACUUCAUCGCUUGGUUUAUGUUAUUAUAGGUAUCUGGAAGAUCUUGAUGAGGGAGUUUUUAUACAGCAGACACUAGAGAGUGUGUUGCUUAAUGAAGAUGGAAAACAACUAAUGGUAAAUAUGUUUCUUUAUAAGAAUUUGCUGCAUUUUAAGUGCUGGUCAAAGUUGGAAUGUGUUGGAAAUAAGCAUACAUUACUAUUGUUUGCAUUUCAGUGUAAAGAUAAUUGAAGAAGUGACCCAAUACUUUCUGUUUGACCAGCACUUACAUUAGGCUUUUUUGGUGUAAAGAUAUUCAUUUACAUUUUGUUAAAGAAACAAAUUAUUUUUCCUGCUUGCAAUAACUGUCUUCGCAUAAAGGGAUGUUUUAAAAUUUAUUAGUAUUGUUUAAUACUGUAAUGUUUUCUUGCUGAUAGUGUGAAAGCCUGUACCUGUAUGGCAUUAUGCUUCUUGUCAUUGAUAUGAAGUUUGAAGGGGAUGUGCGGGAAAGAAUGCUGGUUUCCUAUCACAGAUACUGGUGAGACAUUUUAACACACACAGUUCAAGACAGUUGUUAAUGCCAGUGCUACUUGUUUACACUUUGAGACAUUAGAAAUUAUUGUUGGGCAUUUAUUAUAUCGUCUUUCAUUCUUUUGUUGAGUACCAAGCAAAUCCUUAGCUUCAAAGUCACAAUCUUUGGGAAUUUUAACUAUCCAGUCUUCCCAUUACAAUGUAGGAUUUGAUUGGAUAUGUACCAAGCCAACUUUUAGUUGGACAUUUCCUAUGGCUGACUUUCAUUUACAGCUCUUCUCAAGAGUACAAUAAUCAUUUUUUCUCUAAAAAGGGUAAAAACAUUUAAGCAAAAAUGCUGGGGUGCAAACAGUGCGGACAGGACUCAAAAUAAUGGCCGAUCAACAGACAAUGCCUGGACUGAUUGGGGAGUUGACCGGUCAACCUUGUGUCUUUCCGGACAAGUUGACUGGUCACAUUCGAUUGUAUUGAAAAUAAAAAAAAAUUUAAAUUUCAAUGCUGUUCAGUAAUUUGUUAUCAGUAUGUAGCGAGCUGCUUUGUAUUGCAGAACUUAGAUCUGAAAUUCUGGGUGUAAUGCAACUAGAACCAUUGUUUACAAUUUGCACAUUGAAACAGACAUUGGGGUUCACGUACACCCGAGUUAAAAUGCCUGGUUACUAUGCUUUUUCUCGAUCAAUGCAAACUUUCCUCCCUUGUAAUGGGGAGUAACAUGGAUUAAUGGCAGAGCUUUAGGAUCAAGAUCUCACAACGUGAUACGUACGCCAGAAAUCGUUACAUUUGGACCUGCUGGACAAAUUUAAUGCGUACGAUAAUGAUAUUUAACGUGUUAAUUACGGGUUAGUCUCACAGACAGUGUUCCUAUUAAAGCACACAAGCUUAUUUUCAUUUUGCUGUUGUAAUUUAUUUUUAUUGUUGACAAUGAGUGCUUUCAGUUAAAGUGCUAUAAGCUCUAAGCAAAGCCUUUUUUGGAUAUAUAUAUAACGCCAGUUUUGGGUCAUGAGCCCCCAUUUUAAGAGUUAUAAAUUUAUCUUAUAAGUUUGACCGAUCAGAAACGACACGCGAAAGGGCUACAAUGAAUUUGGCUGGUCAUCAUGUCUGGAGACUCAUUGCACAUUCUUCAAUAGGCCAAUUAUGAUGUAUUAAAAAAUCCAGUCUUGGCUCUAAAAAGUCUAAAGCUUAGGGGAAUAAAAUAGAUAAAGUCACAUUUAGGUUCAUGGAAAAAAUUAUUGAUGUCAAUCGUUUUAAAGUGCUCUAAACCUCAUAGCUAAGUAUGAAUUUUAACAAAAAAAUUAUAUUGAAAAAGGCCUAUCUCAAGGAAUACUCUCUAUACAUAGCUUACAUGGAUUUAGUACAACUUCCAAGAUGAUCAAACAUUAGACUUUUAUUUAUUUUGAUUGGAUGAUAGGGAAUGUUUUUUAACCCGUAAUUUUAAUAUUUUGCUAUUUUAGUGCAGCAAGAGCAGAUGUUGACUCCAACAUUGAUGAUGUUUGUAAGCUUCUUAGAAGCACAGGAUUUUCCAUUGCUCCUGGAGCCAAAAGACCUAUCAAGUAUCCAGAAGAUUACUUCCGGUUUGUACUCUUAUGUCUUAUGCAGGUUUUCUUUUUUUACUACAGAAGUUCUCCUAAAAGACAGUUCUACUUGUGACCUUCGCAUAGAAACACUAGCAAUAAUGAAGUCAAUGGUGACAAAAAAUGCUCUUAAAAAGUGAUUACAUACUGUUUCAAAAUCCAUAGCUCUUUUUCAUGUUGUUCGAUUUUUCAAUUGUUGCUGAAUUUUUCUGGAUAAAAGUUGUAUUCUAAAGGACGUAGUCAACAAAGCAUGAUAUUAGACAGAUUCACGUCAUGAUCUAAAAGCAUUCCUGGUAGGUGUGGAAAGGCGGAAUAAUUUUUUGCAGCAAAGUAAAUAUUUCGAUGGCAACUGUAUACCCACAUUAACUUUGUUUUAUAUCGUACAGGUUUGUGUUUCUUUUUAUCAAACAAAGUUUUGAAAAAAAAAAAAUGUCAGAUUUAUUAUGUGAGCAGACAGCACUUCUGUGACAACCAGAGAGUAAUUUUUGCUGUUGGCUGGAGUUUCUAGAGAACUUCAUCUAAGGCUGAAAACCAAGUGACAAAUUAAUUUAUUAUAUUUAUUAAACCCUGCCUUUGGUGUUCAUAUGGGUGAAUUUUUUCUAGGCGUAUUUCAGUACCAGAUACUUUUGUUGACAUGCUGAUUGGUCGCCUGCGGUCUGACGAUGUCUAUAAUCAGGUCAGCUAUGUUGCACAGCUGUAUUUCUCUAUUUGUCUAACCCAAUUUUAACCCAAGUGUUAUACAUUUAGUUACUAGCUAGAGAGUGUGUCGAUAAUUACAAUUUUUUGUUUUUUUUCUGAAGCUGGCCCUUUUAUACAUAUUAUUCAAAUAUCUGAAGCAUAAACAUCAGUCUGUACUGUUUGAUUGUUAAUGUAUUGAUGUCGUUUGUUUCCCAGAUCUCAGCUUAUCCUUUGCCUGAGCAUCGAAGUACAGCUCUGGCAACUCAAGCUUCCAUGUUGUAUGUCAUUUUGUUUUUUGCACCUGACAUUCUACAAAAUCAGCAGGCAAAAAUGAGGGAAAUAGUUGACAAACAUUUUCCUGAUAACUGGGUAAGGACCAAAUUAUUAUUAUUUUGUUCUUUUAAGUCUUGCAAUACAAUUGGUGAUCCUCCAGACAACUACCAAUCUGAAUAAGAGUGUGACAGAUCACCACUACUAGUGGUUAUUGUUGAUUUCUCAGUGCUUGAUGCUGACUUUUUUGGACAUUAGGCAAUGGGCUAGUAAGUGAAAAGUGAGCAAUCCUAAUCUCCAGGUCGUUAUUAUGCAUGAGUCGCAUGUAUGUAGCAAGCAUACGUUUGGACUUCAACUAAGAAUGUAUGGAAUGCAUAGAACGCACUAAUAAUCUGAUCACGCAUGUUUUAAUCAUCUGUCACAUGAAACUUAUGCAACGCACAACACUGGAGCAAAAGCGUUUUGACCUUCGAUCAUUGUCGCUCUAACUCCGUAACCUUUGGUUAUUACUAGUUUCAGUGUUAUUCUAAUCCCUGAGCUUGCAGCUUACUUUCAUCACUUGUCAGGGGGUGGGGUGGGGCUGUACCCUAGAGGGGUCGUGAACAUUUGUGUCUUUGUAUGAUGGGGUGUCAUUUAAAUAUUCUUGUAUGAAGGCAAAGUAAAUAGAAGCAAAUUUAUCCCUUCUGCAUAUUCUCAUAUUAUUGCUGCAUAAACAUUGAUAAUAAGUGUAGAACUUUCAUGAUUUAAACAGAUAAUUUUUCCCCCAGGUUAUCAGCAUUUACAUGGGAAUUGUUGUAAAUUUAGUCGAGGCAUGGGAUCCCUACAAAGCUGCCAAAACAGCACUGAACAAUACUCUUGAUGUCACUAAUGUUAAAAACUUGGUAAGAAUGUCAAGUCAUUCAAUCUUUCAUUCUUUGCCUUGCUUUUUUGUUCAUCUGUUUUUUCGUUCCUAUUCUGUGUGAUAUUACGCAGACUGUGAAUGGUCACUUUAUUAUUUUGUUCUAGAAAUUGUAGGUGGUUACUUUUAUUUUGAUUAUGGAGCGAUCAUGCUAAUCAUAAUUCUCCUUAUUAUGACCUGGCUAGUAUAAUCUGGUGAAUAUUAUCUCCCCUGUGUCCCUAACUCCCAUUCCCAGAAUAGUUUGUUCUCUCCCUGUAAUCGCAGCCAAUUUGGAUAUUCUAAAACAAAGGAUCCAUAAUUAAAUGAUUUUGCAGUGCUUUCACAGUGUAUUGGGUUGUACUAAGGAUGGAGUAAAUUGGACAGGACCUAGUCAUGCACUGACAGUGUGAUUUUCCUUUUCUUUUUGUAGGCAAGCAGAUUCAAUACCAAAGUUAGGAGUUUAAAUGUGGAGGUAAGCAAAUUGUUUGGGGUUUGGUAUACAGAGAUUGCUUGCUAUUAAACUUCACUGUCUUGAUUGUACAUGUACAUAACCAUUAUGCAUGCAUAUACAUAAAGGUAAUGGUGAACCAUUAAAUCACCAAUGAUAUUGUUGGUUAUUGUUGCUUAUUUUUAAGUAAAUCUAAUAUGAUUAUAGUUAAUACGUUACAGUAAAGGAAAAUUAAUUAAAUUAUGUUAUUCUUAGGUGGUGAAUUACCUUAAAGAAGGAGCUCUCACUGAAGAGUAUGUGUUGGAUCACAUUCCAAAACUGAUGAAUUGCUUGAGAGAUUGUAAUGUAACACUCAGGUGGCUCAUGCUUCACAACUGUGAAAGUAAGUUCUUGAUAUGCAUUUAUAUUAGUAAUAAUAAACAAUAUAAUAAUAAUAAUAAUAAUUUUGAUGAUAAUAAAAUUAAUAAUAAUAAUGCUAGUAAUAAUAAUGAUAAUAAUAGUGUUGAUAACAAUAAUGCUAUUAAUCGCGACACUGCUACUGGUUUCCUCAUGAAUUGAUGACAUAGUACUGACUGCAGAAAUUCCAUGCUAAUGACCUGUCUCUACCCAGAUCUGGGUAGUGCUUCUGAUUGGUUGAAGAAAAUUUCCCUUAGAGUUGACUAAUCAGAAGCACUAUGGGUAGUGAAGCGUCAUCAAUAUGGAAUUUCUGUGGUUGUCCCUGCCUAACAGAAGGAUGUUGUUCAAAUUUAAAAUAAUACUCAAAGUUUUCAGGAAAGCAGCUUUGCAUUGACAAAGUGUAUAUCUAGUGUUAAAUGUAACUUUGUGAUUUGUUUUCACACUGAUAGUGUUUGAUAUGCAUAAGAGAUGCCGUUCCCUCAGAGAGAUGGUGACCACAACUGGAUAUGAUCCAAGAAUUGUCUUUCAGUUGUUGCUGAACACUGCACAGUUUGAACUCAAUCUCAAGGAGGUUCAGUAUUAUACAAUAACAUGUUACAAAUUUUCAUUGCUCUGCUGUACGUGUACUACAUUUGUACUUUUACAAGUGUCUGCAGUUAUUGGCAGGACAGCUACUGAGGGCCUGUCCCUACCCAUACAACCAUGAAUGAGGCUAGUUAAGGCAUUAAAUAACAUUAAUAGCUCAGUCCCUUGUUGGUACUCCUGACCUAAUUAUUAGACUUGAUAAUUAAAUAUAAACUACCCAUUGCUGGAUUAUUUUUUUUUUUCACUCAUUCACAUUGUAAUAAACUAAAGCUGGGUUUUAAAACAAUGGUAAACAUGUUAUUCUUGGCCUUUUUUAUUCAUCUUCUAACAUGUUUAAGUACUGUCACAGUUUAAGUAAUGAAAAGUAAGAACAUAAACGUAGUACCCAUUUCUAUAGUAGGCUUCACACUCUGAAUGAAAGAGUUAAAACAUAAUAUUUGUAAUUUUUGGCCUCCUCAAUCAAUUUAGAUGUUCAAGCAGAUGUUAGCGCAGAAACAAGUGCAGUGGGAAAAACACAAAACAGAAGGAGUUGAACGUAUGGAUGAACUGUCAGAAGUGUUUUCUGGGACCAAACCUCUAACAAGGAUACAAAAGAAUGGUACGUGACCUACCAUGGUUUAACAGAAGGCUAGCCAUUUUAAGACUUAUAUUGGCUCACAUCAACAUUAUCUCCAUAUAGAUGAGCCACAUUUGUAAAUGUUGUACAGUAGUUAAUUUUUUAUCUCAGUUAAUUUUUAUUUUUCGAUUGUUUUUAGGCAUGGUAAUGUAUACUAACGUAUUUGAAACAAAGGAAAACUAAAAAUUCACUGAAAUAAAAAAUUAAUUGCAGCAUAAACAAACCGUACCAAGAAUGAAGGUCAAAAUUUGGAAGAAAAAUAUUUUUGUCACCAAAUUUAUUGCUUAUUCAACGAAGAGCUUUAACUAAAGUUCAACGAAAAAGAAAGAGGGAAACAGGGUGCAAAGAAGGUUAGUUUUAGUCAUUUUACAGCUUGCCUGAAACUGCAGCUUGUAUAUUCUAGCCUAAGAGUCAUUUAAACUAAACCAAAGAGUUUUUUUGGUUUAGCAGGAUUGAAUAGAUUCAAUUCUGUAAAAUUUUUUAAAUUCUGUAAUUUGAAUUCCCCCCCAAAAAUUGACUUGCCCAUUAAGCAAAUGGAGAGCAGAAUUGCGCUAACCCGGUGGCAAAAUCCACUAACCCUGGGCUAUCGGACAUACCUUUUUUGCGCACUGUGAAACUAAACACUGAUAGACACUAUUGUCACUUGUAAUUAAUCAAUUGACAGGGUUAUAUAUUUAUACUAUUAAAAGGUGACUUCAGGCGCUUAUUAAUUUGACAAAUUUGGCUAAUAUCAUCAUCUUCACCCUUGUCUACAGAAAAUCUCCAAGCUUGGUUCAAGGAGAUGUCCAAUCAGAUUUCGUCCUUGAAUUAUGAUGAUUCUACUUCUGCCGGCAGGAAAAUGGUGCAGCUUAUUCAAGCCUUGGAAGAGGUUGUUAUUAACAGUGUCAUUAACACAUAAAUAGUAACAGUUACUGUCUUUCCUGGUCCCAUUACAUCCCUACUAUGACAACAACACUAGGUACAGCCUAAACUAACCAAAAUCUAAAUAUAUACAUAUACAUACAUACAACCUUUAUUUAUACACAAUACUAAUUCAAAGCUACAAGCUUGUGGGGUCGUGUGCAAAUGAAAAUGAAAGUCAACCAAGCAAAUUAAUUAGUAUUCAUGGUUAACAGUUUGAUGUGCUAUGUUUAGUUAGGACUGUGCUGUUAGCUAUGCUUAAUGGCCCCUGGUGACUUACUGUACUUCGACCUUGGACAUGUUAAGUACAAAAUGUUAGUUAUUGCAUCAAUCUUAUUAUGCUAGGAAUCCUGGUUUUAAAAGGUUCAAAAAGGUUCAGUGUUUCUUAGAGUACAAUUCUUGAGAGUUAUGUUAAGCUACUGGUUGUAUUUAUGUAAUACUGUAGUGAUACAGAUAACAAAAUAGUACUCUACAUUGUAUUACACCGUACAGUUUACUAAACAUCAUGAAAAUGAGCUUCUUAAUUUGCUUCCUCAAGGUUCAAGAAUUUCAUCAGCUAGAAAGCAAUCUUCAAGUGCGACAAUUCCUGCUGGAAACAAGACAGUUCUUACAUCAGAUGAUCAGGACAAUUAAUAUCAAGGAAGAGGUAUGUAUAAUGUCUGAGAAUAACUUUUUUCUAAGCAUUUCAAUGCACUUCAAAUCAGUUUCCCCACAUAUAGUUCACACUUAAGUUUGUGUCAAGGAGUAAAUACAGCAGAACCCCUUUUGUCUUAGAGAUAGUCUGUUCCAGGUGUUCAGAUAGUAGAACACAAUCAAAAAAUUGAUGAGGGAAAAAAAAGCAGGUGAGACUCCCCUCGUUUUUUCCCCUCAUUUCCUCUGUGUACGAUUUAACUCGCUCACCACCAGGACGGAUAAUGCUCCCCACCAUGCGAACACCGCUCUCUGCAAUCUGAAGGCCUGGAACAGGCUAUUGUACAGAGAGCAAUGAUAUCUUUUACCCCACUUGCUGUAGCAUUUAUGCAAUAAGUCCCCAGUAUAACGUGUACCUUCCAUUUCUAGUUGUAAUGAUUUUCCAAGUCUGUAUUGUUAAAACCACAGCACAAUUUUCGCUGUUAACAUACUUGUCAAUGUUGGAGAUGCUGGGACUGAGUUGAUUUUUGCUUGGGAGUCAACGAUUCACAUUAACUGUGGAGUGUUUCUUAGGGGAAAAAACUGAACCAGUCGAACCUACCUGUCCAUAACAGUUGCCUCUUUAAAUGCUUACUGACUUGCCACUGACCACCAGGUGGCCAUUGAAAACAUUUUUUUUAGGGAAAUCCAGGUGUACAAUCAAGAUUUCAUUAAAAAAAUGACUUUCAGUAGAUGAUGCUGGGGUGCGUGGGCAAUAGAUUUUCUGAUCGUCACCGUUUUGAGGCUUUCCAAAGGAAGUUGCAGGAGUAUUGAUAAACAUUGCCCGCUUUUUUCAUUGCAUUGGUUAGCAAGCAUUGAUAACUAAAAUUUUUUUUGCAUUGCCUUUGCAGGUUUUGAUCACUAUUCAGUUGGUUGCUGAUCUGUCAUAUGCAUGGAUUAUCAUUGAUAGGUAAGAAUUAUGUUGUUUCCCUACUGUGGUGCAAGGUGCAUGUCACUCAAGGCAAGAAGUUCAUGAGAGAAUGGGUGGGAACAAGGUUGUGUCGUUAUCCUACGAAUACCGCAGGGACUAGUGGCAUGGAGUUAUGGCCGUAUUCACAGCCUAUUGUGUUUUUUAUAAUUUUUGUACAGUGGAGGUUUGAAUGCGAUUCUUACAUUUUUCUUGUAACUGAGAAUGGAUGAAUCAGGUUAGAUAGAUGAAAAAGUUGAGAAUGUAUGGCAGAUAGACAUUUGGAGGAAUUGAAAUGCAAAACACUAGCCUUCUUAACUUUAGAAUUACAUGUAGAUAAACACAUUAUUUUAUUCAAGUAAAAAUCAUGAUCAUACACCAAUGGUUGUUGUUUUUCAGACAUUUUCUAUUGUGUUUAUUCUACAGUUAUUCUGGAUUCAUGCAACAAGGAAUCAAGAGCAAUCCUCAGUUAGUUCAAAAAUUAAGAGCUACGUUUCUCAAGGUAAAAUUCAGUUGUAUUCAUAUCUGUACAUAGAAGUUUCCUUGAAUUGACAUCACAGUCGUAGAGAAGUCUUAACUUCAACUCUUAAGUACUGCUGCGGUUAUUUUUAUUGAAGGAGGUUAAGCAAGCCCUCUAGCCUUCUCCCAACCGCAAAAUGAUAAUACUUCUAACUUAUGAUAACUUGUUACCACCACUAGGCUCGUUAAAACCCGUAGUUGAACGACAAAGGCUAUCGCGUUUUCUUUUCUUGCUCUUAUAGAUGGCUUCAGCCAUGGAUCUGCCACUUGUGCGCAUUGGUCAGGCGAACAGCCCUGAUUUAGUGAGCGUGUCUCAGUAUUACUCCGGUGAAUUAGUAGCUUACGUCAGAAAGGUAAGACAACUGACUCGUUUUCUUUGUGCAUAUGAAUGACACAUUUCAAAGGCUAGGCUGCUUAGUAGACUGCUUAGUAUACAACUGAGAAUUGACCAAUUGGACGACGAUUUAUUACUUUGAGUUGUAAAGUGUCUUUGAGUUGUAAAAAUUAGCUUUGUUCAGUUCUUUGGCAGAAUCCUUAAUUCGACAGAUUUAAGGCCAUUUUGAUGAUCAAAAUUUCACUGGAUCAAGAUUAAUUUGACUAUCCGAUGAAUCUUACGGCAGUUCAAAGGAAAAUCUUGUUUUGAAUUUUCUUCUCUGGCAUUUUUGCCAAAUCGUAGAAAAAAAAAGCAGAAAAACGGCAAGAGAGAAAACAAAACUAAAAUUAAUUUAAAACUUUUUUUAUUAUUGUGGUGUGCAAACUUGAAGUAAAGCUUUGCAUUUGCCUCAUAAAGUAUUAGUUGAUGAGGUAGGAAAAAUAAGUUGAUAAUUUUGAGUCGUUUUGUGUAGAUAGCGGCCAGGAGACGUCUCAGUUUUGUUACCUCGGGUUACCUCGGACUCAGAUUCUUGGAGACGUUAGUUUGAAUACUUCCAGUACACCAAGUGAAGGGCUUUUUGUUGAAGGGAAGUUUUUUUUAUAGGUUUUACAGAUUAUUCCUGAGACUAUGUUUGGUUUACUGGCAAGGAUCAUUCAGCUACAGAUCAGCAGCGUAAAGGAGGUUGGUAGUACGGCCUUUAUGAAAGCAUCAUCAUUAUUAUUAUUAUACUACUACAUGAAAAAUUUCUGCAAUUUGAUUGGCUUCAGCUUAAUUUGAAAUACCUACAUGUGAAAAUUACAAACCUUUUGCGGGUAGUAGUAUAAACAAAUAAUAGCAUGAUUUGGACGUGAUAUUUGGCAUAAAUACCACUGGAAAUAUUUAAAAAUUGUCUCAAAUUUCACUCGCCUAACGGCUCGUAAAAUUACGUAUAACAAUUUCGAAAUAUCACUCGUGGUAUUUAUGCCUAAUAUCACUACAAAUCAUACUAUUACCUAUACAAACACUGAAUUACAGUAUUUGAAAGUUACAUGUAGUUUGCGCGUGUAUUCUGAUCGUCUAUUAAUGAAUUCCUUUAGGUUCCCACCAGGCUGGAAAAAGAUAAACUGAGAGAAUAUGCACAGUUGGAUGAACGAUACCAGGUAAUGUUGUCUGGCUAUUGAACAAGACAGUCUUUUUAGUAAAAAUACACUUUCGAGUUCUUCAAUUCUUGCCUGCAUAACAAAUCAGUUAUUCAUGACAGAAAUAAGUAAGAAACAGAGAAAAUGCGUGUGGAUCGUAUAGACUCUUUCAGUUCUUCAAGACUGAUCUUUCCUCCGUUCCUCUGUCAUAAUUUAGUUUACAUGGAUGGCAAACUUUGUUUCAAAUUGACUAUUUGCACGAUGACGUAUUUUUACUACUAAGACCAGAAUUCAUUUCGUUUUUCCUUUCAUUUUUAAAUUUGGUAGUCUUAGUGAAGUUUAAAUAACAAAAGCCUUAAUUUGCACAAGAAAGCAAUACCCUGAGAGAUUCUGGUCGUAAUAGUAAAAUGACAUCAUCUUGCAAGUGGCCUAUUAUCCCUCUCACCGAUCGCGGAAAUCCUGAGAUAGACCAGAAACCCUUGCAGGCCAGAACGUGUAGCAUUUAUCUUUAGUGUCUUAUGUUACAGAGACCUGAUGUAGCACCGCCGACCAAGUUGACCGUCUGUAGCCCAUCUUUGAGGUUACUCGCUGAUCAGAAAAUAGAUUAUUUGUUAUUUAAAGAUGCCAGCCUCAUCCAAGUCAGAUGUAGACAUUUAAUGAUAAAUGCCGAAAUAAGUGAAAAUGUCAACCUCUAACCUGAUUUAUGUUUUUUAUUCAGAUUGCAAAACUGACCCACUCUAUCUCAGUGUUUACUGAAGGAAUUUUGAUGAUGAAAACCACUUUAGUGGGAAUUAUCAAGGUGAGAAUUGAAUUAGAUUUGACUGUCGAAGCAGCGUAGCCCAGUGGUUAGAGCGGUGGACUUGUAAUUCGGAGGUCCCGAGUUCAGGUCCCACCCUGACCGCUCGUUUGAUUUGUUCUCGGGUAGUAAGUAGUUCAAACCCUCUGCCACACUUGUCCAACAGCUAACUGGUUCGCCUCCUACCAGUUGGGAUUCGUAACUUUAUUAUGUUCCAUUUAAAUUGUUUGUUUCAUUAUUCCUGAAAAGCCUCAUAAGGGGAAAGUAUAAUUAAUUGAUCCAAUUUUUAUGAUUUUUGAUUUUUUGAUAUUAAAUUUUUAUUUUAACUGCGGUUUUAUUUCGGCGAUGUGGCGUUGUCUGAUAACGUUAUCGACAACAAAUUCUUCAUCAGAGUUGUCUGUAGGAGCAAGUUUGUAAUGAUCUGGCUGACUUUGUUUUAUGUUUAGAUUGAUCCCAAGCAGCUUUUGGAGGAUGGUAUUAGAAAAGAACUUGUCAGACAGGUGACCUAUGCUCUUCAUACUGGCCUCAUAUUCAAUCCAAAGGCAAAGGUACGUUGUCUGAAUACUGAACUGUGUAAUUCCGAUCACAUGAUAUCUGCAUGCCGCGGGUAAUUUGAAUCGGACUACUAACAUGGUCGUUUGGCCUUUAUAGCGCCGUUCAUGUAGCUCAAUACCCUGUAACCUUUUCUAGUAUCGAAGCUAUGUGAAAUGAUUUUACGAUAACUUGCAAAGCAGGCGUUCUCGUGCAGCUCAGAGCGAAACUUAGGAUGGCUGUCGCGUUCGUUUUUUUUUCCCCGCCAUUUUGAAUAUGGCGACCAAACUAUGGGAAGAGGACUUAACUACUUUUGGUACGCGGAGUGGGUCGCGACGAUCUGCUUUCCCGCCCCCGCCCCCAUACCCAAAGUAGUUUUGUCCCAGUCCAUAAAGUGUCAAGGAUACAAGCGUCAAAGUUAGCCGGGCAACUUUUUACAGGUUUACCUAGGGUCAGCUUAUUGUACGCGACUUGGCCGUGAACAACUAAAUUAUCAUCGUUGUGGUUUUGCGUUGUAAAUUAUACCUAACGCAGGUAGUCUUAUUGUCGUUUGUUAACAGCAAUCUGAACUUGACAUAAAAUUGAAAGGGCUAGGAGGAAGAAUGGAUGGAUUUCGUCGGUCGUUUGAGUACAUCCAAGAUUACAUCAACAUUUAUGGUCUGAAAAUCUGGCAGGAGGAAGUGUCCAGGAUCAUUAACUAUAAUGUGGAACAAGAAUGUAAUAGCUUCCUCAGAGAAAAGGUACUUGAUACAAUAGGCUUGCGCAGCAGAGGCUAAAUCAUGGGCGGGGCUCGUUCAUGUGGAGAAAACUUUCCCCGGAUAGAAGUAGCAGGGUCACUCGCUUAUCCUAGCUACCCUGGUCGAGCCAACUUUUUCCACAUUCUUUACAAAGCUUGGCAAACCGUUUACUUGAUAAACAAAACAUUAGCUCGGCUAGUGGCCCUUCUUCGAUAGGAGGGUCACUCUUUUAGCAGGGGCCAACUUUUCUCCCUUUUGACCACUGGCUCGCCCAGCCGGGUCAACUUGGUCAAGGCAAGACAAUAAGAGCAUGCGCAAGCGCUGUUGUCAGCUGUUAGCUCGGGCAAAGCGAUCAACUGUUUUUACUCAUAUAAACGUUUGCUAAAAUUGACUUGGCUGGGAGGGUGACUCCCUUUGCCGGGAUAACUUUUCUUCCUAAUAUAUAAGGGGCCGUAGUAAAGCUGUAAAAAGCAUUUGUUUGAGUUAUUCCUUUGUCCUUAGUAGCCCGUCUUUCAAAAGUUUCGACAAUUUUCGGACACGAAAAAAAUUUUAUACUGGCAGAGUUUGCAUUAAAAGCUUACUGGCUUUGGAAGUAAUUCAAUAAAACUGUAAAUUAAAUUAAUUAAUUUCUGCCACAAAAAGUUACUGGCACUUGGAAAAAAUUAAUGAUCUAAAGGCAUUAUAAGAAUACCGAGCUUGCGUGAAUGAACUGCGACGUUUCAGAGUACCGUAAACUUCCGCUUAUAAGAUUUAGGCUUAUACAUCUUACUGUGGAGGAUUAAAAGUGGUGGUGGUGGUGGUGGUGGGGGAAGGGGGUGUUUAUAAGCGACAGUUUACGGUAUCUAGCACUUGUUUCUUCUCAGGUACACGACUGGCAGUCUAUUUACCAGUCCACCACAAUUCCCAUUCCAAAGUUCCCUCCAGUUGAUGAGUCUGUGAACUUCAUUGGACGGUUGGCACGGGAGAUCCUACGAAUAACAGACACCAAGUAAGCUUAUAAUUUUUUGAGCUAAAAAAAAAAGCACCCGUGGAGAUUUGAUGUUCGCUAACGAGAGGUGGCUGUUUACGAGAGAUCCCAACUAUAGUGCUUUGAAUGAAAAAAAAAAUUGUUUUUUCUGCAUAUUUUAUCACUUAUGAUAGAUGUGGUUUCGCUUACGAGAGAUUUCAACCAGUAGCAUUUUGACCGGGAAAGCUGAGUUUGGUUACCGGUAUUAUGUUUAUGUCGUCGCUUUCGUGAGGUCGUCAAUAUGGGUUCUACUAUAUCUUUAUCGAGAUGUGAUUCCGUUUUAAAUUCUAAUCAUUCCCUUUGCCGUAUUGCAGGACCACGUGUUAUAUUGAUCAAAUGGGAGCAUGGUACGACAGUAGAACAAAGCAAGAAGUUAUGAAUCUGCUGAUUCUGAAGAAGCUUCAGCAGGGGGUCGGUUCAUUUGGUUUGACAGGUCUGGACAAACUACUCUCCUUCAUGAUCGUCAAAGAACUGCAGGUUUGAUUAUUUGCCAUUUUUGUUUUGUUUUGGGUUGUUUUGUUGUUCUUGUUUAAUUUGUUUUUCGGCCCUUUCAAGGCCAGUAGUGUUCAAGUAAUUGACUAAUCCACAGUUUUUCUAAGUUUUUGGGCCCCUCUCUCUGAAACAAUACGUAUGCACUAGUACAGUAUUAUUUUAUAUUAACCGCACUCGAUAAAAUAACUUGUAUUUGCUUCAGAGUUGUUGAACACACUGCCUUGAAAUUGUGAGUUUUCCCGUGAAAAAGCCGCAUUGGAACAUGUCACAUGUUCAAAUGCAUACGUGUAUGAAUCCAAAAUUGCUCUAUGAAAAUUUGAAGGAAUUUUAAUUCUUUUAAUUACACACCAACUUUUUCCCUUCAGUUUGUUUGUUCACUCGACACGACUGGCAUUGUUUCGUUUUGUUUCUAGAAAUUCCAAGCUCUUCUUAGAGGAUCUCUCAAAGAUAAAAUGAUAACGGACACUCUGACGGGACUUUCUAAAGUCCUUACUCCUGUAAAAAGUUUGAUAGGUAAGUAGUAUUUAGCGUCUGGAGAUGUUAGUCUCCCAUGGAACCUUAACGUCUGGUCAUGCAACGCUCCUUCCCAGAGUGUUGCGUGACAGGACAAUAACGGCUGCAUCUACAUGGCAGACUACUGGAUAUGUUUGCUGUACGAUUAAUUAGCGCACUGCUGCGCGUUAGGCUUUGUCGGUGUUGUAUCGAAUGGUACAAUUUCAACACAUUCUCCUGCGCAACCUCAAAAUAACCAAUAAAAGAAGCGAUAGCGUCAUCAAAACAUCCACAUAAUACAAUUUUCUCAAUACCGACUCAGUCUUCCUCCGGUGGAACGUCAAAAUGUCCAAUAGCCGGGCCUUUACUUAAACUGCUAUAAUAUUCUUUUAGUGAUAGGUUUAGCAAUAUAUUCACGAGAAGCCACACUCCAAUUUUCUUUUUCUUACCAUAAGCUGCAGUAACCUCUCGACAAGGCAACUAGCGUUUUUGCAAGCGAACACAUCAGUCAGUGCAAGGAUGGUGGCAUAGUAUUGUGAUUGUUUGGUCGUCUGGGUCUGCGUCGUAUUUGCAAGCUUGUAAUGUCCUAUAGAAAACAGUCAAGCUUAUUUUGAUUUGAAAUAGUUGGUAACUGUAUCUAAUCGACAAUGUGUUCAGCACGAGGUACAUCACCUACUGAAGACCGACCACUUUUUCUGGCCGGCGGAGGUUAUCUUAUGUAGGUCAAACGCAGCCUUUUGUUCUAAUAAAGCUAAGUCUGGUAACAAUUCUGUGGAGUUUUUAUUCAUAGUUGUUUUUCAUUUGUUUUUAUUCAUUGUUGUUUAUUGUGUUCCUUGUUCCUUGUUUUUGUUUAGCAACACCUUACAGAGUUUAUCCUCCGGUAACUCAAAAAUUGGCCCGACUUUGGACGCAGUACUGUGAAGCUAUAAUGAAAGUACGCAAACUAAUCACUUCUUUAAACCAUUUUUUGUUGACUGUGUUGGUUGAUAUAUGCAACUUUAAAACAUCGCAGGUUUUCAAAGAAAACGCAAGAAAUCUAGAUUUAGAAGUAAACUAGCACACGGACGAGUAAGAGAAAUUUCUAAGAGCAGCUGAAGAAAGUAGUGAAGCUGCCAACGCAAGCCACCUUUAUUCUUCUUCCUCCUGAAUUUUGUCCGCGCUAUCGUUAACAAUUUACCUUUUUCAAUGCUUUCCUGUCAUUUGGCGAGAAACGUGAUACGGUAUCCCAACAUUUAUGACCGUUAUUAGCUAUUCCAUGAUCUAGUACUGAUCAAUGAUUGGCUUGUUGAGUUUGAAAUGCGUCCACUCUGCUGGUGCCUAUUGGCUAACUUCUCUUUCUCCUAGCCGGGAGGGACAGCCUUGAGUUUGUCGUGACAGAGUUCAUCUAGUUUAUAAAUAUUGUUGAUUUGUUUUUCGUCCAGGUUGGACAGAUGCAGCUUAUAAGAAGACAGAUUUCUAACGAACUUAACUGUUCCUGCAAGUUUGACUCCCAAGUUCUCUACAAUGCGCUAGGCACAUUUAACAAGUAAGAGCGUUUUUGUUCUUAUAUCAAUGUAAUGUCUGUAUUUUGCGAUUUCUUUGACUAUGGGAAAAUUGUUUGGAAGUUUUCUAACUCGAACUUACAAAUUCUUUAGCUAAGUUGAUGAAAAUGAUUUUCGAUCCGUUUUCCCGGGUAAAAAUAUUCGUAAAAAAGAAAAGGCCUGGUGAUAUUGGCCAAGCAGAAUUCUGAACACUGAGUCAAAAAGAAUUUCCAGCCUCAAGAUGGUACAGUGAAAAGCAAGGUGGUAAAUUAUGUGCGUUUUUUACCACAUUUUCUUCAUAAAUUCUUCUCGGUGUCCUUUUUUCAGUGCUCUUCUGCGUGAUGUCGAGGCUCAUUACCAGGAUCCUACUCGGCCGUAUCCCAAGGAAGAAAAUCCACUCAUGUUUGAACUGACGUCAUAUCUUGAGUGGGCUGGAAUUCAUAAUCCCCUGACAAAGGUAUGACAAAGCGAUCAUUCCGCUUUUCUUGGAUUUUUUUUUUUUUGCGCUUUGUAUCGCUUCUCAUUUUAGAUCCAAAGUGAUUAUCGUAAGGAGCUCACGCUACGUCGUUGCCUAAUUGUCUUCUAGCGUGUUGUUGCUGGCAUAAAUUUGCGGCAAUAUUUACUGUCGUGUACCUAUCAAGUAUGUUUUUGUUAAAAAACAUCGAUCGAAAGAUAUUCGCCAUAUGCGUGACAAUGGACGGUAAAUCUUUGAUGUUAACACGCGGAUCGUUCCAUAAGAAACCUAGUCAAAGACAUGUAAUUUCCAAGUGGCGUAUAAGGCGGAUCCAAGAGUACUGAGGCGCGGUAACCUAGUGGGAAAGGCGUCGGACUUGAGAUCCAGAGGACUUUGCUGGAGAUUAGAGAAGAAAAUUUGCUUCAUGUUGUCUCUCUUCAAAAUGAGUACCGGAUAAAAGCUGUUGCAGAGAAUACUGUGGUGAACUAGCGUCCCUUGUAGUGGAUAUUACCUCCUAAUCAGACAUUCUUUUUGCUCGACACGAAAUCCUCCCUUUCGAACGUCUGUUUUAAAACAUACACCAAUCACAGCGCACUUCCAAAGUAAGGAAGUGUGUACUUUGAACCGUGAGAAAUUUCGCGCGAGACUCCACUAAAUAACAUGACGGAAGUUAGUGUGUCCUUUCAACAAGUGUGUAACACCAUAAAAAAUCGUCGAUUUAAGUGCUUAUCAACGAGAGGCUUUAGUGAACUUCGUGGAUAGGAAGAAGGAUCCUACUGGGUUCCCGUAGUCACCUACGCAUUGCUUUUCUGUUUUACAGAUUUAUAUCACUACAAAGAAGUAUCCAUUUUUCGCGCUGCUCAACUUUUUGUGUGUGAUUGCUCAGAUGUCAAAGCUAGUGUAUGUCAAGAGUGUUGGUGAGGACCUCUAUAUCUUACUUGUAUUGAAAAAUUUUCAACUGUUGGACAUUUACAGCAGUCUUGUCACAAGUUUAGAGCAAGACAUACACCUUAAUUGCUAACUGACAGACAAACAUUGCAUAGGUUCUUUUCAGUCCUUAUCUGCUGGCUACUUUCAAUAGGCCAAUUUACAGUUGUAUGCUAAGUUACCUAGCCUCUGAGUGGAAGCGAGGCUGGUGGUGAUUCUCUUUUGAUAGAAACCUCAGUUCAGUUCAUAUGACAUAAUACGUUUGAAAACACGGUCACCUCCAGCCUCGCUUCCACUCAAGGCCAGGAUACUUAGUACACAACUGUGCAAUGGUCUAUUGGUACUCCUCGUUUCCAAGUUUGAGUGUUAAGCCUUCCAUUUGGACAGUUUACUUCCUUGAAAGCCAGGGAAGGGGGAUUGGAGGGGGAUUUCUUAGAACUACAUUUAUUUUUUCAAGAUUUUCUUCAUCGAGAUCAGCCAAUUCGUGAUGAAUUCUUCUUUCAGGUACAAUGGUAGCGAGACGUCCGACCGAUCAAAUCGACAGCGCGCCCUUUGUAGUGGGCAUGAUAACAGUUCUAAAACAGUUCCACUCUGAAUACACGGAGCAGUUCCUGGCCUGCUGUGGUCAAUACGUGAGGUCCCUCAUAGAGGCUUCUGCCAACAAGUAAGUGCGUAACACCGGUCAUAAACAGCGUCACAAGGAACGUACCCCCCCCCCCCCCCCCUUCUUCCACCUGUAACGGGAUACCCGACAAAUUUCCCCCCCCCCUUCAUUUUUUCGGGGGGGGCCGUCCAUUCAAGUCUUUCAUACACAUAAAACCAUAUCAGCUGCCUACCUUCUGUUGCUUUUGUUUUUUCCGUACCCCCCCCCCCCUCUUUUCUCAAACUGUACAGGGAUCCCAGACAAAUUUCCUCAUCACAUUUCUUUCUUAGGCGGGGCCAUGUCAUACUAGUAUUUAAUACAGAAAAACCUAUCUAUCGCGCAUAUCUUACGUUCCUUGUUGUUUUAUCAUUACGUUUGUUUAAUCACUGUUGAUUUUUUUUCUGUCUGUAUUUUGUAGUGUUAGAAGUAACGAGAUUCCUGCUGAAGUUGUAAAUCUUUUAGUUUUCCUGGAAGACUUUCUUAUGUACAGUCAGCUUCCAAGAAAGGUGCGCUGGAUUCUUGUUCUUUAUUUGACUUAACCUUAUGGUCAGCGUGUUAGACUGGAGUCAAGUAUUUUAUUGUCUUAAUGUGUAGGUAUAAAGGUUUAAAAAUGCAUGCUUUUUCAAGCGAGAAACGAUAAGCACAAUAAGCUCAGGCAGGGGUUUUAGAGUAACAUAGGGUGUGUAAUUUAAUAGCCUUCCACUUUGUAAAUAUUUGCUUUUUUAUUUGACAUUUUUGUUUAUUUUGUUUGCGUUUCUUUUCAGGUUGUGGAGGCUCACAUUCCAAGCUACAUUUUUGAUCAGUUUAGAGUUAAUCUCACGUAGAUAUUUAGCUGAAACUUCGUCUAUUAGGAAAUCAUUAUUGAAGUUCCAGAUACAAGAGUACAUUGAACUGUCUGACCUUAGAUGAAUUGACUGUCGUCUGACAAUGCCCCCUUAAGGAAUAAUAGUGAAAACGUACUUUCCCGAGUUGGCAUAGCCAGUCGAGAUCCGUACACCAAAAACUCUGUCCAGUAUGCAAAACAUCGUAGUGGCCGGUAGUCCGUUUUCUAGUUUUCUGGUUUGUUCCUUCAUAGACGGUAAUUUAGAGCACAUAACAAUAUACCAUACACCAUAACAAUAUGAUGAUGAUGACAUUGGUGAUGAUUAUGAUUUGAUGGUGUUGAUUAUGGUGAUGUGGUGAUGAUGAUGAUCACGACGAUGAUAUAGCGACAGUUAACAAAUACGACGCAAUUGAGUGAAUAGAAAAUUGUCGCGGCGUUGGUUUUUAAGUCUGAAUAACAGUUCAGGUUGACAUUUGAUUUGAGAAGAGACUUUCCUACCUCUGCUUUUUUUCUCCUCUCUUGUUCCCAGGGAUGAUACAAUGGUACACUUCUCCCUCAAUCUUGUCCCCAGGGCAUCUCCCCUUUUCCGAUACACCGUUUUGCUAAUAGUCAGUUCCAAGAUCAGUGGAGAAGAUCCAGUCCAUUGGCGGGGGCAAAAUUGCAAUCCCAAAUUACGUGCUAAAAUACCCACAACAGACUCAAGGGAUCUUCCCACAUGCACUUAAAGCGAUAGUUAGCAAACUGGUGUAUUUAUAAGGAAAAUGCCCUCGGAGCAAGGUUGCCUCUUGCUGUCUCGCAGAGUGUUAUGAGACACGCGGCAUUUUCUUUGUGUAUAAAUGUAUGAAAUUUGUCCGUGGGGGACAUGGGAACCAAUACAAUGCUGUCGAGUACAGAAUAAAAACUCUGCAACAUUUAAUUUUAGCAAGAAACAAUAGGGUUUAUAGAUUA
Messenger RNA from Porites evermanni, 21490 nucleotides. The record is from the annotation of a GenBank genome assembly. Lineage: Eukaryota; Metazoa; Cnidaria; Anthozoa; Scleractinia; Poritidae.